AUGACGAGCAAGGGAGCGAUUAUUCCCCGUGAGGGCCUUUACAUUGAUCCAGUUUUCAAAUGGUUACGGCGAACACUGCUUCAUCCGUUCUUCACAUUGACAUGCUUGUACCUAGUGCAUGGUGCCAGGUUGAGCGUUGCUGUGCCAUAUCAAAGGCCAGUUCAACUGGUCACAGUGACCAGUAUCUUGCUGUUUCUUAAUGACUGGUUGAGUGGCAAAAGUCAAAACAACUGGGUUACAGACAAUGAAUGGGACUGGAAGAAGGAAGUGGUAGUAGUCACUGGUGGGAGUGGUGGCAUUGGGGGUGGUGUAGCACAACAUCUCGCCGCUAUGGGGGCUCGGGUGAUUGUACUGGAUAUCAUCCCUUUAACAUAUGAACCUGGGAAACAUAUCAUAUGCUAUAAAUGCGACCUUAGCGACGAAACGCAAAUUUCAUCUGUCUGCGAGAAGAUAGAAGUCGAAAUAGGUCAUCCAACUGUCCUUGUCAACAAUGCUGGUUUGUCUCGUGGUCGGACUGUUGUCGAAGGUUCAUACAGCGACAAUAUCAUUACCUUGAAGACCAAUCUACUUGCACCUUUCCUGCUCGCUAAAGAGUUCCUUCCCAACAUGAUCAAGCACAAUCAUGGUCACAUCUUCAACGUCGCGUCGAUGAGUGCUUAUAUUCCUCCGGUAGGAAUUGCAGAUUAUGCGGCGUCAAAAGCAGGAAUGAUUGCAUUUCACGAGUGUCUUGCGGAAGAGCUGCGAAGCCAGAAUGCACUCAAAGUUCGCACAUCGCUUGCCGUUUUGAGUUUUACGAAAACACCUCUUUUCAAGGGCGAGACAAACCAGUCCCACUUCUUCACGCCUCUGCUGCAUAUAGACACCGUCGUCGACACUAUUGUUGAUACACUCGAUAGUGGACUUAGUCAAACUAUUUUCCUCCCUGGUAUAUUUAGGUUCUUCGCAGGAUUGCGAGGAGCCCCCGUUUGGUUCCAGAAUUUUAUUCGAAGCGGUGCCAAAUCUCUGAAAGUGGAUUUCAAAGGGCGGCAGGAGAUUGACCCAACGACAGGAAGGCUUAAAUAG
Messenger RNA from Penicillium brevicompactum, 1062 nucleotides. RefSeq lists its product as uncharacterized. The record is from RefSeq and is a predicted model, not a curated record. The transcript is spliced from 5 exons. Bases 1 to 1062 code for a protein of 353 amino acids. Gene Ontology annotation, molecular function: oxidoreductase activity, acting on the CH-OH group of donors, NAD or NADP as acceptor. Lineage: Eukaryota; Fungi; Ascomycota; Eurotiomycetes; Eurotiales; Aspergillaceae.